Messenger RNA from Camponotus floridanus (Florida carpenter ant), 1096 nucleotides. It is a transcript of the gene mRpL19, whose product is annotated as 39S ribosomal protein L19, mitochondrial. Gene Ontology annotation, biological process: translation. The record is from RefSeq and is a predicted model, not a curated record. Gene Ontology annotation, molecular function: structural constituent of ribosome. Bases 104 to 1024 code for a protein of 306 amino acids. The transcript has 4 exons. Gene Ontology annotation, cellular component: ribosome; mitochondrial large ribosomal subunit. Lineage: Eukaryota; Metazoa; Arthropoda; Insecta; Hymenoptera; Formicidae.
AUAAUUUUUUGAAGGAUUUAAAGAAAAGAAAAAUGCUUAAUGUGUUUGAAUGAACACAAUAUAGACAAGAAUAAUAACAUAAUAUAGACAGAAAAUUUAUAAAAUGAUUAUAGUUUCAAGAAUUUUCUUUCGUAACUACGGCGGACUACAAGAUAAUGCAAUUAAAGUACUAUAUAAUGCAACUAGGAAAAAUACCACGAGGGUUAUUUCAAAUUCAGCAGAAGAAUCGCAUAGUAACGAAAUAUCAGAAAAAAAUGUUAAGCAAAAAAAAAUAAUUCCAGAUACAUAUCGAUUUAUGUAUCCGGAAUUUCUACCAGAUCCAAAUCCGUUAUAUCGCAAUGCACUCAGAGAAAAAUUGGAACGCAUAGAUAUGUUAGCAAGGCGAACACGCAUAGCAAUACCAGAGUUUUAUGUUGGUUCAAUAUUAGCGGUGACUUAUUCUGAGCCACAUGCUCCUGGAAAAGUCAAUAAAUUCGUUGGCAUAUGUAUAGAGAGGAAUGGAAGCGGAUUGAGAUCUUCAUUUCUAUUGAGAAAUAUAGUUGAUAAUCAAGGUAUUGAAGUAUGUUAUGAAUUAUAUGAUCCUGCAAUACAGAAAAUAGAUUGUCUCAGACUUGAAAAAAGACUGGAUUCACAUUUACGAUAUCUUCGGGAUGCACCAGCAAAAUAUAGUACUUUUCCCUUUGAUCUGGAGCCAGAAUUUUUGCCAGAAGGAGCAUCAGUUCCUGUAAAUGAUAUCAAAGUACCUCUCAAUGGUCUCCCAUGGCUGGAGAAAUGGGAACGUCAGGAACUGAAAGGUAUAAUAAUAAAGGGUGUAACAUUCAGUAAAAAACGCAAUGCGAAAACUAAAAUUAGUGCAAAACCAUGGGAAAAAUAUGACUUAAUGAAAAUAUACAGGGAAACUAUACCUGAAGAGGAACAAAAUGAAAUAUUUAAUGAAGUUUAUACAAAAUUACAUGAAAUAGAAAUUACUAAACGUAGGUUAAAACAUAAACGUACGUUUAUACGUCCACAGAAAACAGGAUAAAUGAUUAUUAUACAGUACUUCUUAAUUUAUGUAAGAAAAUAAAAUGAAAUAAAUAUAAUUGUUUUGUUACAA